Molecule: messenger RNA, 1128 nt
Organism: Fusarium subglutinans
Lineage: Eukaryota; Fungi; Ascomycota; Sordariomycetes; Hypocreales; Nectriaceae
Product: alpha beta hydrolase fold
Exons: 2
Coding region: 1-1128 (375 amino acids)
Molecular function (GO): hydrolase activity
Source: RefSeq, a predicted model, not a curated record
AUGAAGUCAACUACGAUCCCAACACUCUCUGUCUUUGAGACACUGGGCCUUGCCGUAAGGAUACUCCUAGUACCCGGAACCAUCGUGGGUAUUCUCAUCCGAGGCCUACCACUUGCUAUCAAACAUAACAUCCCAUUACAUCUCUGGCUCAGCUGCAUGGUCGGACGCAUCCUCCUGGGAAAUUUCAACCCACGGCAGAUCCAAUUCCUCUGCACACCAACGAUAGAUGUCUACACAGCCUGGAUCAAGAAGCAGCGGGACCAGGGCCAUCACACUCAACUAAACAUCGACAUUGAGCCACUCGCCGGAACUGAUGCAUCUAUAAUGUGGAUUGGCAACCGGAAGAAAGCAUCUAAAUUCGUUCUGUUCCUGCACGGCGGCGGAUAUGUUGCGCCCCCUCUGCCGGGGCACUUGACUUGGUGCUGGGAAGCAUAUGUGAAUGGUGGACCUGGUGCGAGUCAGGAGGUCGCUGUUGCGGUACUGCAGUAUACGUUGGCGCCUGGUGGGAGAUAUCCUGAUCAGCUUCGCCAAGCCUCCGCCGCUCUAAAUCAUCUACUCCAGAGCGGCGUGAAUCCCCGUGAUCUGAUAGUCGGCGGUGACUCGGCGGGAGGGAAUUUGACAGCGCAACUGGCUUAUCACCUCUUGCAUCCUCACCCAACGGUCCCAGAAGUGAAGCUUGAGAGUCCCCUAGCAGGAAUGUUCCUGGUCUCUCCCUGGCUCAGCGAUCGAUCAGACACUUCCUCGUUCAAAAACUAUGGAAACGUCGACAUGCUCUCUGCGGGCUUACUCCAGCGAACCUCCAUACACUCAUUUAGCAGCGACGACCUCAAGCCAAAGGUCAACGAAGCUCACCCAGCCCUCUCCGUGGAUGGAGAUUUAUCAUGGCUAAGUGAUCUCCCUACGAUAACCAAAGCGCUCUACGUCACUGUUGGUGGAUGCGAGGUUUUCUGUGAUGCAGUCGUCGAAUUUGGGAAGGCUGCUCAAGAGAAAUGCCGGUCGAUUCCUGUAGUGUUUGAAGUUGGUGAGCGUGAGUGUCAUGACUUUAUACUGAUUGAGAACCAAGUAAAACGGGUAGGUGAUGCUACGGAAAGGAUGAGGAAAUGGGCUUCGGGGAUAUUAUUUGACUAG